Molecule: messenger RNA, 921 nt
Organism: Lindgomyces ingoldianus
Lineage: Eukaryota; Fungi; Ascomycota; Dothideomycetes; Pleosporales; Lindgomycetaceae
Exons: 4
Coding region: 133-921 (262 amino acids)
Source: RefSeq, a predicted model, not a curated record
CCUAACUCUCCAGGAACCCAAUACGCCGCCACAAAUGAUACCAGUAUUCCUGAAUAGGACAAAACCACGGACAAUGCGCGGCUCGGCGCUUCUUUUGCGGCUUGCAACCCUCGUUCUCGCUCGAACGGGAGCAUGGGUAGGCAGACAUCUGCCGAGCCGAGGUGGGAGCGCUCCAAGGACGGCACGAACUCACGGAUACGAAACUCUAACAGACUGAUAAGCUUUUUAUUAGCGGUUGAACGAGAAAUCCAUCCACGAAUUCUUCCCAACAACCAUGGCCAGAUAUGGACUGAGUUGGCCACCUUAUCGUCUUUAGACAGUACACUUUUCCAGGGUCCAAAGACAGAGGCAGAACAGGAAAUGCUAGAGCACCUCCAGCUAAGUGGUCAGGUUAAAUUUCCAAUGGCAAGCUGCCGGAUAGACGACUUCUGGUUCACCACGUUCCACUUAGUAAUCAAUUCGAUAUCUCGAAUACGCAGUGAAUUCAGCAUUGAGGUCCAGUCUAGUGACUGGAUUAAGUUAGCGAGUCUCCCGCAAGUACAAAAGCCCGCAGAUGUUCAACAACUGUUUUACCCUAACCUAGACAACAAUAAAGAUGUUACCCUAUCCCGCCAGCAAAACCUUUUCAUAACAGCUACUAAUAACGUAUAUGAUGGCCGGUAUCAAUUUGUGCUUUCAAGGCCAGACCUAGGCUUUGCCAACGUCCACUCUCUCCUUAAGACCACGAAGCAGGAGGGGAAGGUAAUGAGCAUUGUAAUAGCCCAUAUUAGUCGAUGGUUGAACCGUGAUCCUGCAAGAGUUGGCGAGCGUGACAAAGAUGUGUUGCCAGGUUUGCGGGAGAGGUACGGCGAUGUUGCAGAGAAGCAGUCUAUAAAACUCCAGGAGCAGGUUUUAGGGCGCAUAGCUUUUAGUUUAGCCUAG